AGUUUAUAUCAAUGUAAGGAUUCGAUUAAUUCCAAUUUCGAAAUUCAACCAGCUGGAAACUAUAGUUAUCCUGGCCUGCCAAAGCGCAAAAAGAGUUGCAUUUUAUAUGCUGUGGGCAAACCCGUCUUCCAUAAAUAUGUUGAUGAAUUGCAUGGUUCAUGGCUUAAGGAUCCUGCUGCCAAAGAAACGGACCGUGAGAAAACUUUUAUAACCAAAGAAAAGGACAAUAAACUUUUAUAUGAAUAUACAUCGAAAGUGGCGUAUCGUAUGAAUGAUGUGCCACGAAAACAAUACGAUUUGGGUGUGGGUUCCAAGGCAAUGCUCAUGUGGUGUAUAAUGGCUCAUUCUAUUACAAUCAAUAUAAUUCGGAUUAUGUGGUAAAAUUAGAUUUGUCUACGGGUAAAAGAAUCUCAACACAAUUGCCGAGUGCUGGUAUUGCAACUGGUAAUAAAUUGUAUUCGACAAAAUACAACUACAUGGAUUUUAAUGUGGAUGAGGUUGGUUUGUGGGUAAUUUACAGCACUUACGAUUCCAACAAUACUCUAGUGGCAAAGUUGGAUGCGGAAAAUCUUAAAGUACAAUAUAAUUUCAACAUAACAUUGGAUCAUCAUAAAUUUGGUGAAAUGUUUAUUGUUUGCGGUCAUCUAUAUGCCAUCGAUUCGUGUACGGAUAAAAAUUCUCAAAUACGUUAUGCCGUCGAUUUGUAUCAGGGUAAAUUGUUAAAUGUCAAUUUACCUUUUACGAAUCCAUUUAGUAAGACGACAACAGUUGGCUAUAAUCCUUAUACUGUGGAAUUGUAUUCAUGGGAUCGUGGUAAUUCUUUAACAUACCCGAUACGCUAUAAUGAACAAAAUUUAGGGGGUGACCAUGCAUAAAGACUCAAUACGAUAUAUAUAUUUUUUGUAAAUAUGUAAAAUGUAACCAAACAAUAGACAGAAAUGGAACAACAAAAUCCCUGAAAAAUAGCAAACUUGAUGGCACUGCAGUUUUUGCAAUGAAACCAGAAAAAAUAGCAAACUCAUUGCAUUUGUCUAACAAACAUGAAAAAAAAAAAUUAAUAAACUACAGCAACAACAUCAUCAUCAGGAUCCUGUAGUAGACAACGAACAGGGCAAGUUCAUUUGUAUGUGCCAUCAACUGAAAUUUAAAGCAAAAAUUGAACAAAAUCCCUAAAACAUGACAACCAACUAGGAAAAAAUUAAAGUUUUUUCCAAAAAAAUAAAAUGAAAACCAAGUUGAAUGACACAUCAUCAAAAAACCUCCCCCCCCAAAAAAAUGAGGAAACUAUCAACUAAAGGACUUUAAAACAAAAAAAUAAUAAUAGAAACUAAAAAAACAAACUUUUAGAUAAAUUUUAUGCAACAAAUUUUGUACCAGAAAAUAUAAAUUACCAAAAAACAAAAACUUUAAUAUUAUUUGUAAUACUAAACUUUAGAAAAAUAAAUUAAAAACUGUGAAAAAAUAUAAAAG
Molecule: messenger RNA, 1470 nt
Organism: Lucilia sericata (common green bottle fly)
Lineage: Eukaryota; Metazoa; Arthropoda; Insecta; Diptera; Calliphoridae
Product: myocilin
Exons: 6
Coding region: 477-875 (132 amino acids)
Biological process (GO): signal transduction
Source: RefSeq, a predicted model, not a curated record